Molecule: messenger RNA, 1682 nt
Organism: Cucurbita pepo subsp. pepo (vegetable marrow)
Lineage: Eukaryota; Viridiplantae; Streptophyta; Magnoliopsida; Cucurbitales; Cucurbitaceae
Source: RefSeq, a predicted model, not a curated record
GUUUGUAGACCUUCACAAAAUCGCAAACGAUCUUCUGCCUCUUGAAUUCUGAUCAAGUUUUCUAUCUAGCGAAUUUUGUUGUCCUUGGCUUGCGGUUUCUUGCAAGGUCUAGGGAUUUUUCUGGUUUCGUUCUUCUCCGCUGAUUCAUUUAAUCGAAUUUCAUCGGAGAAGGUACGAAGGAAAAGGAUUUCUUGUUGUUAAACUGUUUCCCGAUCUUUUACAUUUCGUAUUUAUUGCGAAUGAUUUAAUGGAGUCAAAAGGUGGGAAGAAGAAGUCUAGUAGUAGUAGUAGUAAAUCCCUUUUCUACGAAGCUCCCCUCGGAUACAGCAUUGAAGACGUUCGACCACACGGUGGAAUCAAGAAAUUCAGAUCUGCUGCUUACUCCAACUGCGUUCGAAAGCCAUCCUGAGUUUUGCUGAUUUCUGUUAACCUGCGCCCCGAGAUCAUUACUUUCUUUAUAAAUUUUAGUUUGUCUUUUUUCUUCAGUACUCUCUGCUUCUCUCGUUCUCUCGUUCAUUCUCCCAACACCAUUAGCUUCCUUUUAAGUAAAGAUGACGUUUCCAACCUCUGCCAUUGGAUUUGAAGGCUACGAAAAGCGGCUCGAAGUAUCAUUCUUUGAGCCCAGCAUUUUUGCUGACCCUAGGGGUAUGGGUCUUCGUGCACUUUCAAGGGCACAAUUGGAUGAAAUCCUGACAUUAGCCGAGUGCACCAUUGUCGACUCGUUGUCGAAUGACCAUCUUGAUUCGUAUGUCCUUUCGGAGUCUAGCCUCUUUGUGUACCCAUACAAGUUCAUCAUCAAAACUUGCGGCACUACUAAGCUGCUUCUCUCAAUUCCAGCUCUGCUGAAGUUGGCUGAUUCUCUGUCUCUUACUGUAAAAUCUGUGAGGUACACUCGUGGCAGCUUUAUCUUUCCUGGUGCCCAGUCUUUUCCCCAUCGCAACUUCUCUGAGGAAGUUGCUGUCCUUGAUGGGUAUUUGGCUAAGCUUGGCCUGAACAGCUCUGCAUAUGUUAUGGGAUGUCCUGAUGAAACUAAGAAAUGGCACGUUUACUCUGCUUGUGCCACCAACAUGGGGAGUCAAAGCAACAACCCUGUUUAUACCCUUGAAAUGUGCAUGACUGGCUUAGACAAGGAGAAGGCGUCUGUCUUCUUCAAAACAGACGCGAGUUCUGCUGCUUUGAUGACUGAAAACUCUGGUAUCAGGAAAAUUCUCCCAAAAUCUGAAAUAUGCGACUUCGAGUUCGACCCAUGUGGCUAUUCUAUGAAUGCCAUUGAAGGAGAUGCAGAGUCCACCAUCCAUGUCACUCCGGAGGAUGGGUUUAGCUAUGCGAGCUUCGAAGCAGCUGGAUACGACUUCGACGACAUGUAUCUGUCUAAACUGAUUGUGAGGGUUCUGGAAUGUUUCCAGCCAUCUGAUUUCUCUGUUGCCCUCCAUUCGGAUGUUGUCGAUGAGGAUCUCAGGGACUUGCUCUGCCUAGAAUUGAAGGGAUACGAAGGAGGAGAGAAGAGCUGUGAAAUGCUCGGCGAAAAUGGAAGCGUCAUCUACCAAAGCUUUAUGAAGACCGAUGGGGAUUAUACGUCGUCUCCAAGGUCGAUCCUGCUGAAAGGUUGGAGCAGCGAGGAGGACGAGGAAGAAGUUGGGGAGUAUUAGAAGUUUCAUCAACUUUUGCUGGCGUUUUUAUAU